This is a messenger RNA of Camelus dromedarius (Arabian camel), 3750 nucleotides long. It is a transcript of the gene SLC60A1, whose product is annotated as major facilitator superfamily domain containing 4A. The transcript has 10 exons. The record is from RefSeq and is a predicted model, not a curated record. Gene Ontology annotation, biological process: transmembrane transport. Lineage: Eukaryota; Metazoa; Chordata; Mammalia; Artiodactyla; Camelidae. Bases 50 to 1594 code for a protein of 514 amino acids.
GCACCGGCGCGCGCCGGGACCAGCCGCCGCGAGCCCGCCGGCCGGGGCCAUGGGCUGCGACGUCCGCGUGUCGGGGCUGCUCCGCCGCAACCUGCAGCCCACGCUCACCUACUGGAGCGUCUUCUUCAGCUUCGGCCUGUGCAUCGCCUUCCUGGGGCCCACGCUGCUGGACCUGCGCUGCCAGACGCACAGCUCGCUGCCCCAGAUCUCCUGGGUCUUCUUCUCGCAGCAGCUCUGCCUCCUGCUGGGCAGCGCCCUCGGGGGCGUCUUCAAGAGGACCCUAGCCCAGUCACUAUGGGCCCUCUUCACCUCUUCUCUGGCCAUCUCCCUGGUGUUCGCCGCCAUCCCCUUCUGCCGUGACGUGAAGGUGCUGGCCGCCGUCAUGGCGCUGGCGGGCCUGGCCAUGGGCUGCAUCGACACGGUGGCCAACAUGCAGCUGGUGAGGAUCUACCAGAAGGACUCGGCUGUCUUCCUCCAGGUUCUCCAUUUCUUUGUGGGCUUUGGUGCUCUGCUGAGCCCUCUUAUCGCCGACCCCUUCCUGUCUGAGGCCAACUGCUUGCCUGCUAAUAGCACAGCCAACGCCACCACCCACAGCCACCCGCUCCAUAUUGCCAGGGUCCUGGGCCACCGCCACGCUGAGGCCCAGCCUUGGUCCAAUCAGACGUUCCCUGGGAUGCCCCCGCAGGACGGGGCAGGGACCCGCGUGUCCUACGCCUUCUGGAUCAUGGCCCUGAUCAAUCUCCCGGUGCCCAUGGCUGUGCUGUAUCUGCUGUCCAAAGAGCGGCUGCUGACCUGCUGCCCGCAGAGGAGUCCCCUGCUCCUGCCCGCAGACGAGCUCGCCCUGGAGACACAGCCUCCUGAGAAGGAAGACACAUCCUCGCUGCCCCCCAAGUUUCAGCCAAACGCAGGGCACGAGGACCUGUUCAGCUGCUGCCAGAGAAGGAACUUCAAAGGAGCCCCUUACUCCUUCUUCGCCAUCCACAUCACAGCCGCCCUGGUCCUGUUCAUGACCGAUGGGAUGACGGGGGCGUACUCCGCCUUUGUGUACAGCUAUGCAGUGGAGAAACCGCUGUCGGUGGGACACAAGGUGGCUGGUUACCUCCCCAGCCUCUUCUGGGGCUUCAUCACCCUGGGUCGGCUCAUCUCCAUUCCCAUCUCCUCAAGAGUGAAGCCAGCCACCAUGGUUUUCGUCAAUGUGAUUGGCGUGGUGGUGACGUUCCUGGUGCUUCUUGUUUUCUCCUACAACGUCAUCUUCCUGUUCGUGGGGACAGCCAGUCUGGGCCUGUUCCUAAGUAGCACCUUCCCCAGCCUGCUGGCCUACACCGAGGACAUCCUGCAGUACAAAGGCUGUGCGACCACGGUGCUGGUGACCGGGGCAGGCAUCGGCGAGAUGGUCCUCCAGAUGCUAGUCGGUUCGGUUUUCCAGGCUCGGGGCAGCUAUAGUUUCCUGGUCUGCGGCGUGAUCUUUGGGUGCCUGGCUUUCACCUUCUAUAUCUUGCUCCUGUUUUUCCACAGGAUGCACUCUGGACUCUCAUCAGUUCCGACCCAGGACAAAGCACUUGGGAUGGAGAGUCUUGAGUGCUACCAGAGGUAAAACUGGGUGAGUGAGACAGGCGAAGACGUCCGGCCAAAGGGCAGGGGAGCGCUGGGGCGGCAAUGGAGGCAACCUCUCGACACCUCGGUUCCAACCUUCACUAAUCCUUGGUUGGGUGGAAGAAAUUAAAUUGAAUUCUGGUAACUGAGUCCACCCUGGGCAGAUCAUUGGAAGUUUACCUGGGUAUUCAGGUCACCUUCCUCUUCCCUGGCUCAGACUUUGGGUGAGAGCGGGCCAGGAGACCCCGUGGGAAGGAUGAAGACAGCUGCUUCACUCCAUCGGCCGCCUCCUCCGUGGACCACAGCCUGGGUUUGAAGAUCACUCUUAACUGGAAGUUUGAACAAACAAGUUGAAAUUAGACACAAUGAUGAUCAUUGCUUUAUGUAGAUAGAUUUUUUAAAAAUCAAUCAAAACAAACCCCAAGCGAUUCCCUGGCAUGCUCAAAGGAUUUACGUGCUUUUACUUAUUAAUACUCCGAAGCCCCUCCGACCCCUGUGGCUGCUGUCGUAGUUCAUCUAUAACCUAAAGCAGCAAAAGGAAAAGUUGACUCUUUGGGACACUAACUCAGUGGUAUGCUGGGCUCGCGCAUGCCAGCUUAUAGAAGUCAGUUGAGUUUUCAUUUUGAGAGCUGGUCGUUAAAAUGCAGCCAUUAUUUAAAAUUAAAUUAUAUAAACUUACUACCUUUGCUUUUAAUGUAAUUUAACUAUAACUACUCAAAGCUCAUCACUUCCUAAUUUUUUUCUACCUGUGUUAUUGAGGUUAUUUAUUGUACCCGCAGGGUAGAAAUACUACAUAAAGAUGUGCUUCUGUGUAUUUCUAACUCCACUUUCAGUGGUAACACGUGAGUGGCUUGAGAUCAGCCAUGGUGGGACUGUUUAUAGCUCUUGCCAAUUUCUGUGGUGUAAAGCAUGGCUUUAUUUUCCCUCUCGAGAUCCAUUUGAUCAACAUUUACCAGCAUACCACUGCUAAUAACCAAUGCUGACUGGUCCAGAAGUUGCCUGGGAGAAUGGGGUAGAUGGCUCUGCUUUUCUCAUUGACAUUGAAUAGCUUACAAAAGGUAUAGAAACAGCAUGAAUUUCUCAAAAAUAUCUAACUUAAACUUUACAUCUCCUCUAGGGGGAGGAAAAAAUUCUUUCCACCAUGUCAACGUUCUUUUCUUUAACAAAAAGCUGGGCCGCUGAACAGUUCAAGCUGUGUGGUAUACUGAAGGGGGUGUCUGUCCAGGAGCACUCACUCCUGUCCUGAUGAAACCCUGUAGUCAUACAGAGAGAGAAUGCAAACUGGACUCGGAGGGCUAAGAGUGCUGGGACUUCUGUAAGUAGCGCAAUGGCUUAUUACAGUCGCUGUUCAUGUAUUAGUUUACCUGAACUUUGUGUAAAUACAAAUGUCCAUGUAUAAAUGUACAAAGUAAGUGGGUCGUGGUUCUCAGGAACCUGGCCAAGUGAUGUGGUUCACAUGCCCCACACUGAAAGCGUUAUCCUGGAACCGUAGGCAUUGUCAUGUAAGCCAGCUCCAUCUGCCAUCAGCGUGGGGCAGCGAGGAGGGUCUGGCUACAGAGAGAGACCUGGUUCAGGCACUGGCCUCCCCUUUUAGCUGCGUGGCCCUGGGCAGAUCACAGAACCUCUUCCAGCCUUGCUUUCCUUUAUCUGUGAAGUGACAUUUCUAAAAUAACCUUACCCUACCUCAAAGGAAUUCUGAAAAAAUUAAGUGAAUUUGUGUAAAGCAGUUCUUAUAUGCCUGACAUAGAAAUUUGCUUAAUAACUGUUAGCAAUUUUUAUUUUUAAAACCUCCUCGCUAGCAGCUGAGAAAUCGUUCAUAUGUUUGGUACGUAUUUAUUGUAAAUCAGACAGAUCCAAAUUCUUUUGAAAGCUGGUGGUCUAGGGGUAUAGUUUUAACUGUGUCUGUAAAUACUUAAAAGUAUUAGAUCGCAGCCAAACUUAAAUGUGCACUCUAACCAUAGUGAGUGACUGAUCCGGGGAAAAAGCAAGCAGCUAUAUUUUUCUGGUGAUUUUUCAAGACAACAUCCUUUUUAUACAGAUUUAGCAAGAAGAAUCCAUGGCUGUAUCUAAGGUGAUCAUGAUUUAUUUGUGAAUAUAGAAAACAAGAUUGAAACAAAUCUAAGAGUACCUUUCCUAAAAUAAAAUAUUUUAAAUUUA